Messenger RNA from Symsagittifera roscoffensis, 3451 nucleotides. RefSeq lists its product as uncharacterized. Gene Ontology annotation, molecular function: transmembrane receptor protein tyrosine kinase adaptor activity. The transcript has a single exon. Gene Ontology annotation, biological process: intracellular signal transduction. NCBI's taxonomy places the organism in Eukaryota, Metazoa, Xenacoelomorpha, Acoela, Convolutidae. Gene Ontology annotation, cellular component: plasma membrane. The record is from RefSeq and is a predicted model, not a curated record. The coding region runs from base 36 to 2390 and encodes 784 amino acids.
UUCAUGACCUUAAAUCAAAAGCCUUGAUGUAAAAUAUGGCAUCUUAUUCACGACAAAAUGCACUUCCUACAAAUUCUACAGAUUCGCUCAAAUCGUCGUCAGGUCUCACAGAAACACAACAGAAAGUAACCAAACUUGCCGAAAUAACAGCCAAGACUUUCUUCGAUUUCAUUCUCCAGUCACGAUCUGAUGCUAACGCGGACUCUACCCAGCAGCAGUUGAAUUUCUCUGAGAUUUUAGAACACGCAGAUAAAUUUAACAAAGUAUUUGUCGACACAUUGACUAUAAAAUGGAACGACAACCAAGUGGGAAAGAGUCCAGAUUACUCACAGCACUGCGACAGCGCAGAGGAAGACGAAGUAUUUGAGAACUCGCUCUACCAACCAUGUCCAGAUGGACCCACGAAUCAGUACGAGCCAGUUUACGAGAACUCAAUGGAUUCGGCCGGCGGAGGGGAUUACAGAGACUCGGACGACUACUCAGACGCGAACCAGAACCUCGGAGACGUCACUCCGACACCUCCCACUGAGUCCCAUUACAGUGCAAUGCGAGACUGCGACAGCGGUGCCACCCCGAGAUCAUCGGCAGGAGAAAGUCGUAUCUAUGACACACCUACAAGUUCAGCAUCAUUGGAAGACAAACUGGUGUCUCAAUUACAAGCUCAUGGAUUCAAAGUCCCGCCCAGUAAUGCCCAGGAUUCGGGUUCAAUGAAGAAAGCAGAUACGAAAGAACAUGACAUUUCAGCGAGCGAUGACAGUUUGAACGUCUCAGAAAUGGAGAAACGAAUGAAAACUUCGAUGCAAUUGAGUUUGACGCAAUCAGACAACAGUUUGAAAACGAGUGCAGCUAGUGGAAACGAAUCACAAAAUGUGGCAAAAUCGAAGCCGAAACUUAAAACUGCAAUUAUGGACUUGGGAACAGAGGCGACAGAGUUUUUGAGGUCUAAAUCUAAGAGCAACGAAAGUCCAAAGCCGGCUUUGAAAUCAGGUGUGGAUGCGAAUCAGCCUAAAAGCGCCCCGGUGGUUGUGAAAAAGGAAAGUGUAUUGGAAGUGAGACUCCAUAAAAAAGAAUCCUCGCCAUCUUCUUGGAAAGCUUGUAGAUUGGUGUUGCUGAAAACACACGGUGGACUGAUGCUAAAUGUGUACACGCCUCCUGAAAGCGACAAAAUUUACUCUAGUAUUUUCUGUCCUCUUAUUUACGAAAUAGGCGAGGCUACAGAAGCGCAAUUUGGGAAAACUGCCGACCGUGUUAUGGUUAUCAAAGCGCAAGAUGCUCCAGUUGUGACAUUACGUGCCAGAAAUUACGAAGAUAAACACGACUGGAUUUGUGUUCUGAGAGAAAACACGGACGCGAAGUCAACUAAACGAGUUAUUUACACAGACUCUGAAGAACUAUCGCCGAUGACGCCGACUGCUGAAAGUUUCGAAGGCAGAUCGCAGCCGAGAGUCAACACCAAUGGAGCAGUUUACUCGUACGAAAGUGGAUCCCCAAAUCAUAGUCGAAGACCUUCGAACAGCUCGAUGAGUUCGAGCUACAGCAGAGAUAGUCUGGACAGGAACAAUUAUGUCUCCGCUGGCUUUGAAAACAGUUUUGACCGGCAAAAAUCCUGUCCGAACCCUUCCAAUUACAUUUACCAAGGUGGAGCAAUGUAUGUUCGUCAAAACAGUCAUCCUAACAAAGCAGUCAGUCAGAUGAGUGUGAAUGACAAAGAUAUGGGGGGACAGUCGGUGCCCGGAAGCGGAGGUCACGUGCCAAGGAUUGCCAGUUGCGGGGAUUUUAUGAAUGCGCCUCCAGUAACGGGAGCUUCAAAUCGUGGACAGUCAAUCUAUGGUUCGCGAGGGCCACCGCUUGAGCAACUGAAAAAUUAUCCUUGGUUCCACGGGAAACUUCCUAGAGAAACGGCGUCCAAGAUGGUUCUGGCCCAGUCUAACCCGGCAGCUGGACAUGGAAUUUAUCUGGUGCGGCAAAGUGAGACGAACGAAAAUGAGUUCACCCUCACCUUUAAUUAUGAAGGCAAAGCGAAACAUCUGAGAAUAAACGUGGACGCGCAAACUGGAGUUUGCCAGUUGCAGAAUCUUCAGUUUAAGUCUCUGAGACAUCUGAUCGAGACAUACACGAAAGAAAAAUUGCCAAUUGACGUCAAAGGAACUUCAGACAUUACUCUCAAAUCGUACAUUGCCAACUUUGGGGGUGCGUCGGGCGGGGGAGCAAUGAACCCGCAGCUGCAAUCCCACAAAAGGAACAAGUCGGUCGAUUUUAACAUCGAGAAUGGCGGGGGGCCUCCCAGAAAUCAAAGUCAUUAUGGUUACGGGAACCAAAGGUCAAAUCCGAGUGGAGGAAUGAACAAAGUAAGCAACUCCCAGGGCGUGUAUUAUGCUUCCCACAAUUAAUUGCUAGCACAACCUGGAGGAUUUUUUUUUUGGAGAUUUUGCUGGAUUUCAAAAUCUGGAUAACCGUGAUUGAAAAUUGGAUCUAUUGCAUGGAAUGAAUGGUUGGACAGAAAAUUUGGAUCUCUACACUUUCAGAGCGUUUGUGGAUUUCAGAUUAUUUUCUAGAAUUCGAAAGAUGGUUCUUGAAUUUUCUGAAAGGAAUUUGAAUCUGCAUGAAACUCGAAUGAAAGUUUGUUGCUAUAUGGUUUCAAUUUCCCUCAUAUGUUCAUGUUCGUUGUUCUGUAGCGAAUUUUGCAACAAUCAAUUUGAAAAGUUUUUCUUGGUGCUUCGUUAUAAUUUCGGUCGGAUAAUGCAUAAUAAUACUAAUUGUCUCAUCCAAUUGAUAUUUAGCUAUAUGGAAUGCGCACAUUUUAAAUGCGUUUUUUCGCAUUCUAUCUUUUUAAGUUUUGUAUUCUAUCUUCCAAAGUUUUGUAUAAUUUUUACGCUGUUUCUAAAGCUUUGAAGUAUCGUGUUAAAUGAAAAAUUUGACCUUUUCGUGUAUCAGUAAAUUGAAGUUGAAAUUUAUUGAAGGAAUUUUUUAAAAUAUUGCAUUUAAAACGCGGAUACAUCAAAUGUUCAGUAUGAAUUCUUGCGUUCUUUUCGAGCUCCCGGCUUUCCAUUUAUCGACGAUAUCAAAACUAUUUGUUGUCAAUUAGUGAAAUAUGGAAUGGAGAUAAACGGCUUUUAACUCCAUCAUGCCUCUAAUUUCUUUGUAUUAUAAAGGUCCAUACUGCAAUAAUUUUUCUAUACAUAAAUCAAUAAAUAUAUUUUCAUCCAUCAUUUUAGUUUAAGCGAUUCUCUUAUCUAUGCUUGCAAAUGUCGCUUCAAAUGCAUCUAAGUUUUUUCGACCGAUUUUUGGAACUCGUUUGAUAAAAUCAUGCUGCUUGUUUAUUGAUGCAAUUUCAUCAUCUAUUUGGAUAUUUACUCAAUCCCAUUUUUGUGCAAUAUUGGCUUGGAAUGUUAAACAAUAUCGAAGCAAGCGAUCUUUUUUCUGCUACAUGACAUUAACAUUUUUGGCAAAU